Molecule: messenger RNA, 966 nt
Organism: Durusdinium trenchii
Lineage: Eukaryota; Dinophyceae; Suessiales; Symbiodiniaceae
Source: the annotation of a GenBank genome assembly
AUGGCUAGCUCUUGGCAAUUGUUCUUUCUUCAAACAGCUGCUGAGCUGGUGAGCUGCACGAGUUGGCUCUUGGGUCUGGUGCUUGCCACUUGGAAGUGGCUGAGAACUACUUUGGGAGAGCGAAGCCGUUGGUGGAGAUAUCACAGUUUCCCGCCCCAAAACUUGGCUGCUGGACUUCAUGCUGGCCAGCUGACUGUGUCAAGCGAAGAAUGUGCCCGAAGCAACACAACCAGCAUGAUUCAGCUCUAUGCUACAACAUUUCUGCAGAAAGAGCUGGAGAACUGCCCCGAGUGUCCAAUCCAAAUGACUCCUAUGUUGGAACCAGUUCGAAUUAUCCACGAGGAUGAAGAUGUUCGUGUUGGACAACCUGCCCACAUCAUGGACUUGGAGGCGGCAAAUCGGUGGCUUUUUGAAUCACCUGAUUCUGAGGCGCGUUGUCCUUUUUGUCGAGGAGCUGUAUUGCAGAUUCAGGCAGAGCGAUCGGAAGACCUCAAUGCCACUCUGAUUGCGAUAGCUGAGAAGAUCUACACUAACUCUGAGGGUGUCAUCCAUAAGGCGGUUCGUUUGAGGGAUGCGCGGCUCCUGGGCACGCUCUCUCGGCUGCUGCCAGCAAGCCGGUGGCGAGAGCUUUUGCUCCAGAAGAACGCUGAAGGCAAGCUUCCCUUUGAACUCUUGCCUGAGAUGAUGCAGUCAGAGGAAGAAAUCUCAUCUUUUCUGCAGGGGCUCAGUUUGCUGGUGGCUUCGGACUUCGAAGACUUUGAGAAUGUGAUUGUACACUCGGGCCUUUCAGCGCGCUUUGCUGACGGCUGUCAAGUGUGGUCGCGACAAGACCCAUCCGAUCCCAGGCCUCUCCGGCCAGGAGAGGUGGCGCUGAAAUCUGGAAGUAGUUUCUGUGUUCAUUCUGCGAUCAACUCAUCUUCCUCCGUGACACCGGACUGCAGACCUGUCUUUGCAGAGCUCCCCUGA